Molecule: messenger RNA, 2716 nt
Organism: Linepithema humile (Argentine ant)
Lineage: Eukaryota; Metazoa; Arthropoda; Insecta; Hymenoptera; Formicidae
Product: protein arginine N-methyltransferase 9-like
Biological process (GO): peptidyl-arginine methylation
Cellular component (GO): nucleus
Molecular function (GO): protein binding; protein-arginine N-methyltransferase activity
Source: RefSeq, a predicted model, not a curated record
GUGUAGCACGAUGCAGCUAAAGAGGAUAGAGAUCUGGACAGAUUCUAUAUAUUGUAAACAAUUAUAAAACUUGUAUAGUAUAUUCAAAGAUUUACAGAUCUCGAUUUACUAAAGCAUUAUUUAAUAUUCUCGAACAGCAUGUAUAAAAACUAAAGUCAAAGACAACCAUUUGUGCCUAAUUUUUUAAUCCUGAAGAAAGUUGUCAGCUUUAUUUGUGAUGCAGAUUGUGGUGAAUAAAUUAGGUUAAAUCUAUUUCACAUAUCUUUACUAUGAUAUUUAUAGCAAGAUGAUUAAAAAGAAAAUCAUCUGAAUAAUUCUAUUUUAACGUGAUAACAAACAAUUUUAAGUUUUAUAAAGACAAAAAAAAAAGGUGAUUCUAAUAGUGAAUGAAUGAAGAAGAUAUAAUUGAUGCAAAAUGCAAGCAGAAGUAAAUGACAUACUGGAAAAGUCACUGCAAAAAGCCAGAGAACAUGACAGGACUGGAAAUGUUGGAAAAGCUUAUGCAUAUUACACUAUUGUUGCAGAACUCUCCCCUGCAAAGAGAUCAGAAAUUGAAGAAACAUUCACAGAUGUAUUAUGCGAAUGGGGGAUACAGCUAGCAGAAGAUCACAGAUUUUCAGAUGUUGUACGUUGUUAUAAACAUUCCUUGGAUAUUUAUCCAAAUAGUUCUCGGAUGCUCAAUAAUUUUGCAGCACACUUAUUAAGGAAUAACGAUCCCAUAAGGGCAAUAGAAUAUUUAAAAAGAGCUUUGAAAAUUGAUCUCAACUUUCUACCAGCAGAAAGAAAUUUGCAAAAUGCGUAUAGUAUGGCAGUGGACAGGUGGCACUUUACAAUGCUUAAUGAUAAAUGGAGAAACAGUGCCUUUGAACAAGCUAUACAUAAGAGAAUCAGACAAGGAUAUGAUACAGUAUUAGAUGUAGGAACUGGUACAGGCCUUUUGAGUCUGUAUGCAAAAGAUGCAGGAGCUACAAAAGUUUAUACAUGUGAAUGUUCAGAAGCAAUGAUGUUAAUUGCGCAAGAAGUAUUUGAAUCUAAUAAUGCAGCUGAUAUAAAAUUGAUACCAAAGCUGUCGUUUGAUCUUAAAAUACCUACAGACAUUCCAGAAAGAGUAAAAUUAAUAGUGACUGAAACAUUUGAUGCUGGCUUGUUUGGAGAGCUUGUAGUACCAUCUAUGAUUAACGUGCACAUGAACAUUUUAGAUUCGAAUGGUAUGGUAAUACCUAUGGGUGCGACGAUUUAUGCAGCAGCCAUUGAAUGUGAAUAUAUUAGAUACAGAUCGUCAGUGGUUUUUGAUAAAGUAAAAGAUUAUUGUCCAUUAAAUUUUAAUAAUGUGUCUGUAUUGUCAGAUGACGAAUACUAUGACACAGAAAACCUGGAAAAAGUUCAAAUUAAUUACAUUACAGAGCCACAAGUGCUCUUUAAUAUAAAUUUUAAUGACUUGUUAGAAUUGCAAGAAUUCUGCAAGGAUGGAAUAAAACAGAUGCUGCAAACGAAAUGUAAAUACGAUGGUACCGUAGAUGGUUUAGUCACUUGGUUUAAGUUACAUUUGGACGAGGAGAUUACGCUGGAUUCCUCAGAUGGAAAAUCUUGCUGGCAACUCGCUGUUUUUCCAGCGAUGCCAAUCAAUUGUCACGGUGGAGAUAUCUUGACGAUAAAAGCGGAAAUGUCAAAAAGCAAAUUGAAAUGUUCUUUUAGCACGGACAACGCGCGCUCUAACGAGAAUUGCAAGUUUUUAUAUCGUCUGCCAAAAGAAGUCAUUGUCUUCCUAAAUGAUUUUAAUUACGUCAAAAUGCUCACCGAGAUUGGUAGAUAUCAAGAGAGUAGAGAAAUUAAAUAUAUUUUGGAUACUUCGCCUUUUCCAAUCUAUGGAUUGACGCUUUUAAAGGAACAUAAGGAUAGUGAAAUUUUAUACUACAAAACCGAUAAUCCAACGCUUCGUUUUCUAAUUGAGCAAGUAGCUCGGGAUAGCGGACUCCAAGGAAAAGUAUAUAUGGUAUCUAACUACGACGAAAUUCCAUGUCCUUUGGAUUCUAUAUUAGUUCAUAAUUUUGACAUUAAAGGUGAAUUGAAAGACGAUCAGGAUAGUUGUUAUGAAAUUUUCAGGCACUUACUUAAACCAAAUGGUGUGUUGUUGCCGGAAAAAAUUUUCCUUGUAGGACAAUUAGUAUAUUCGGAAGAUUUACCAAAUAUGGUUUAUGUAAAAGAUGCAAAUCUUCAAAGAUCAUCUUGUUCAUCUAAUACUCCUAUUUGUUUUAAUACGAAUUUGGCCAGCGAAAAUGAUUCACAUAUACAGAUUAAUACAGCUAAUAAAGAAAGUAAAAGUACAAAUUAUGUUAUUGCAGAAUACAUUAACAGAUAUAAGAUCAAUCAAAUAUUCGAUUUAAAUUCGAGUUUAUAUUCGUGUGAAAUCAUAUCUGAUGCGCAAAUAUUGAUAGAAAUAAAUGAAACAGAGACCACGGAAGCAGUCAUGAAUUUUGGGAAAAUAAAUGGUGUAAAUACAACUUUACCAAAUUCCUUAGUAUGUUGGUACAAGAUUCAACUCAGUUCAGAUCAUGUACAUGAUACAAGGAAGAAUGAAUCCUUCAUGAAUCAUAUUGCAAUUGUUUUUGAAGAUGAACUGAGAGAUGUUAUUUUGAGAGAUAAAGAAGUAAAAAUUAAAAUCCACCAAAUGAAAGGUUUAAUAAAAAUCACAGUACUAAAUUUGUAAAAAUCUAAA